Molecule: messenger RNA, 1295 nt
Organism: Prorocentrum cordatum
Lineage: Eukaryota; Dinophyceae; Prorocentrales; Prorocentraceae
Source: the annotation of a GenBank genome assembly
GCUUCAGCGGCAAGGGGCCUGCGGCCGCUUGCCCGGCGCCGCCCGGGCCCUCGAAGCUCCGCCGGGCGCUCACCGCCGCCCCGUGGCGCUCGGAGCGGGCCUGGCCGGCGCGGCAGUGGCCGAGCGCGGGCAGCUUCGAGGAGUUCCUGGCCACUGCGCCCUCGCCGCAGGAGGGGGAGCCGCUUAUCCGCACGUUCUCCAUCCACGCCGGCGGGGAGUGCGCGGAGCUCAAGUUGGAGGCCAGCCUGGACGACGACCAGGACACCGCCUACCCGAGCAGCACCGCCUCCUGCACGCCGCUCGCAUCUCCGAGGCCGAGGCUGGAGAGCCAGGGCAGCGCCAGGGCGAAGACGAGGCUGAAUUCCCAGGCCGCGCUCUUCACCCCAACCGCGGCGUCCACGUUGGGUCCGCAGCCAGCGGCGGAUCCCGAGCCGCCGAAGGCACCGCAGAGCCCCGCCGCCGCGGAGCUCGGGCCGAGCCCCACGUCCUGGGCGGCGCAGCAGCGCGCCCGCCGCGGCGGCUGGCUGGUGACCCAGCAGCAGGUCGAUGCGGAAGUGGGCCGCGCCGUGAAGUCUCUCCUCAACAAGCUCACGCCGGAGAAUUUUGUCAAGCUGUCCCAGCAGAUCAUGGCCGUCGGCAUGUCCACCACGACGCAUGUGGAGAUGAUGAUUAAGGAGGUCUUCGAGAAGGCGACGUCGCAGCACCACUACAUCGACAUGUACGCUGAUCUCUGUGUCCUUCUGAGCGAGUACUUCGCGCUGAACCCUGUCGGAAACGACCCCAAGUUCAGCUUCAAGCGGUUGCUCCUGCACGAGUGCCAGGGCAGCUUCGAGCGGCACCUCGGGUCUCCCGACCACACCGGGCUGGACGACGAGGAGGAGCGCCAGCUGAGCGAGGUCCCGGGCGCCAGGCGCAUGCUGGGCAACAUGAAGCUCAUCGGGGCCCUGCUGGUUCGGAGGAUGCUCGCCGGCAAGGUCUUCCUCGCUAUCCUCGCGGAGUUCGUGGGGAACCCCACCCCCGAGGCGAUGGAGUGCGCGGCUGCGCUGCUCACGGUCACGGGCGCUUUCUUCGACACGCAGGACUGGGCGCACUACCAGCGCCUCGAUACGAUAUUUGUCCAGCUGCAGUCGAUUGCCAAGCAGUCCUCCUGUGCCCCGCGCAUCAGGUGCCUGCUUCAGGACGUGCUCGACCUGCGGGCCAGCGAGUGGAAGGGCCGCCAGCCCGGGCGGGCGGUAGCCCCGGCGACGCUCAAGGAGGUCAGUUUCCAGCAGGCGGUGGAUCUCGGCCUUUACUAG